Messenger RNA from Melospiza melodia melodia, 1842 nucleotides. RefSeq lists its product as uncharacterized. NCBI's taxonomy places the organism in Eukaryota, Metazoa, Chordata, Aves, Passeriformes, Passerellidae. The transcript is spliced from 2 exons. The record is from RefSeq and is a predicted model, not a curated record. Bases 127 to 1122 code for a protein of 331 amino acids.
CCUGCAGGUGGGGGGGGCGGGGCCAGGGGCUUGACGUCACCUCUUCCUGUUUACUGCCGCCGUGCAACGUUCCUGUGUGUCACUCAAGUGUCCCCCGGGUGUGUCCCGAUCCUGUCCCCUGAGGCCAUGGAGCCCCGUGAGCUGCUGGAGGCACUGGUGGAUGUGGUGGCCACACUUGGUGAGCUGGCAGCCACUGUGGCUGGACCAUACAGGGAUGUGCUGCUGAGCGUGCACCCAAAAGCCCUGUACACAGCCCUGGAGACCUUCAUUGAUCACCUCAGGGACACCCUGGACCAGGGAGGUAGCACCCUGAAGCGCCCCGGUGUUGCCUCCCUGGGCCAGGCCCUGGAUGCCUUUAGGGCCAACCUGGGGGCCACCUGGGCCCAUGUGACAGCCGCAGCCAGUGCCUGGUGGGACCCGGUGGCUACACUUGAGGACAGCUGGGCCCGGCUGGCCCGAGAGGCCACCGAGCUCCGGGACGCCUGCAGGGAUGCGGCCACUGCCGAGGCCACCACUGCGGCCACCAGCAGCGCCCUGGCUGGAGACCUGCAGGACAAGGCCACCCGCUGCGUGAGAGCUCGGGACAACCUGGUGGCCAAAGCCUGGCAGCCGCUGCUGGCCCUGGCUAAGGAGAAGAUGGCCUCGGCGGAGGCUGCGCACGAGGCCCGGCUGGAGGCAGCCACCAAUGAGUUGGUGGCGGCCACUGAGGCCAGGAUAGAAGCUCAGGUGGCCACCAGUGCGGGGAGGGCGGCCACCAGGAGGGCACAGCGGGCAGAAGCAGCCCUCGGGCUGCUCGAGCGCUUGGUGGCUGCGUGUGACAAAGCCACCGCGUUCCCCCGUGAGCUGCAGUGUUGGCUUAGGGACAUCGAGGCCGCCCUGAAGGGGACAAAUGAGGCAUCCCCUGAUGUCCCUGAGGCCUUGGUGGCUGUAGUGGCCAAGGUCGAGCGGCUGUGGGAGGCCAGCGCCCGCCUGGCCACACGUCACCUGCUGGGAACACUUGGGGACAUCCGCAGGCUUCUCUCGAGUUCCGCUGGUGGCCCUGGUGGCCUCAGUGGCCGUGCGGUGGCCAAGCAGUGCCAAAAAGCCAUCGAGGACAUCCCAACGCUGCUGCGGGGACAGUGAUGUCACCACUGUGAUGCCAUCAAGGGUGGUAAAAUCACUGGGGACAUCACUGGUGUCACCUGUCCACUCCCUCCUCCCUGCCAGAGAUUUGAGACGAGUUUGGGGAAUUUUCUGGGAAUUUUCAUUACAUUUGCCCCAAAUCCUGAUGGGAAUUCCUGGGGUCAUGUCACUGGGGUUGCUCUUGGUUCACUCUGGGGCCACUCAGGGCCACUCAGCGGUGGGUUGGGGGGAUGAAUGAAGCAGCUUUCCACCAUGGGUACAGCAGACUGUUUAUCAAGCCUCCUCAAAAACCUUCAGGUCCCUUUCCCUCCCUGGGCAGUUUCACCUCCAAUGCCCAAUUUCCCUGUGCUGGUGACAGAUUGAGCCUCAGCUGUUCAAUUGCCCUUUUCCCUUUUAGGGCCUCUGCCCCAGGGAGCUCUGUCCCAUUCUCCUCCCCCUGGUCCCGUUUGCCUUGCCCUGACAGGGUCUCACUUCCCCCUGGGGGUGGCUCCUUGCACGCGGGUUCCCCUCAUCAAUAGUGGCUCCAUUAUCUUUGCUUUCCCCUUGGCUUUCUCCUCAUUCCUCCCUCCGUACAUUGACCUUUUGGGCUUCCUUUAACAGGUCAUUCAAUCCCUUAUCCUGCCAUUCCCCCAGUCUUGCAGCUUUUCCUUAUAUCCAGCCAAGCAUUCAUGACAAAUGUUAUUUUCAAUAAAGCUUGUCCAGCUAUUGUAUCAGUCUGUA